Messenger RNA from Aureococcus anophagefferens, 1683 nucleotides. RefSeq lists its product as hypothetical. Gene Ontology annotation, molecular function: glycosyltransferase activity. NCBI's taxonomy places the organism in Eukaryota, Pelagophyceae, Pelagomonadales, Pelagomonadaceae. The coding region runs from base 1 to 1683 and encodes 560 amino acids. The record is from RefSeq and is a predicted model, not a curated record. The transcript has 2 exons.
AUGGCAGCUUCCGCUGCCGUGCGGUGCCUCGUCGUACUCGGCGUCGCCCGCUGCGGCCCCGGCGGCGGCGGGCGCCGCGGCGGCCGCGGCGGCGGCGGCGCCGCCGCGGGCGGCGGCGCGAAGCCGCAACAAAAAAACGUCGUCAACAUCGACGACUACCCCGGGGGCUACGUCGUCGCGUCGCAGCGGCCGCAGCAGGGCGUCUUCGCCGACCGCGAGGUGCUGCCCUUCUCGAGCGACGAGGAGAAGCAGAAAUGGUGCGACCUGCACUGGAAGGCCCACGGCAAGACCGGCGGCGCGAAGCAGGGCCAGCGGUGGGCCCGGGUCUGCCCCGCGCCCGAGGGCCACGGCCCCAAGUUCCAGCCCUGGCGCGACGCGAACCGCUGGAGCGGCUGCGCGGCGAAGCAGUUCGUCGGCCGCGUGUCCGGGCCCGGCGCCUACGUCGAGCUCGGCCACAACGGGCCCGGGAGCUGCGUCGUCGGCGACGGCGACCGCGCGUACCCCGUGCACCUCAAUUUGAAGCGGGACGCGCGGAACGCGCGGCCCCACCCGACGCUCGUCGACGGCCACGUCGCCCACGCCUUCGGGGUCUACCCCGACGAGGUGGCCCACAACAUCAACCAGUUCCCGCGGCUGCUGCGGAUCGCGCGCCACGUGCCCGCCAACUCCACGACGCUCCUCGUGCACGACUCGCGGCUCUGGCGCGAGUGGGUCGCCAUGCUCGCGCGGCGGCGCAUGAUCCCGGACGAGCUCAAGAUCCGCUACGUGCCCAUCCGGAAGACGGGGUCGACGAUCUUCAAGCCCAGGGAUCCGCGCGACAGCGUCUUCUUCGCCGGCGAGGCCCAGGGCAGCAAAAGGGUGAUUCAACGCGAGGCCGUGCCCAUCUUCCCGGACCACGUGUCCACGGGCUGGUACACGCUCGGCGGCGAGGAGACCUGCGCCUUCCAGCUCGCCCUGAACCGGACCUACGUGAGCCGCCUGUUGUCCGCGUGCCCGGACCCGGAGCCGAACACGCGCGAGAUCCCGCACCUCGGAGGGUCCGUGCCCGCGCGGACCGCGGCCUGCGUCGUCGAGGUGCUCAUCGUGUCGCGCCAGGACGCGCGGACGCGGUCCGUGAAGAACCACGACGCCAUGGUGAAGCGCGUGCUGGCCGCGCUCGACGGCGCGCUCGCGCCCCGCGCGUGCGCCGUGAACGUCCGCGUCUUCGUCGGCAAGGAGCACACGCUCGCGUCGAGCGCGGCGGUCUGGCGGCGGGCCCACGUCGUCAUCGCGCCCCACGGCGCGGCCCUGGCGAACGUCAUCUUCGUCCAGCCGGACACGCUGCUCGUGGAGCUCGGCUACUACGCGGGCGCCCAGGGCAAGAAGGGCCCGUCGCUCCACGAGCGCGUGGGCAAAGAGCCCUGGCCCGCGCCCUACUACUGGGCCGCCGCGGCGUCGGCGGACUCCCAGCUCUUCGCCUCCAUGGCCCAGGGGUCCUACAGCGGGCCCAUGACCGCGGACCUCGACGACGUCGCGCGCCUCAUGACCGACCGCGUCGCGCCGCGGCUGCUCGACCGGCCGGACCUCACGGCGCGCCACCUCGCGCCGCCGCCGUCGGGCGCCGCCUGCCCGCCCGCGCCGGGCUUCGCGAGCCUGCACGGGGGGGGAGACCGUCCCGGAGACGGACCCCCUAGGGCGCCCUAG